Stegastes partitus (bicolor damselfish) is the source of this 1578-nucleotide messenger RNA. It is a transcript of the gene chp2, whose product is annotated as calcineurin-like EF-hand protein 2. Gene Ontology annotation, molecular function: calcium ion binding. The transcript is spliced from 7 exons. NCBI's taxonomy places the organism in Eukaryota, Metazoa, Chordata, Actinopteri, Pomacentridae. The record is from RefSeq and is a predicted model, not a curated record. Bases 27 to 620 code for a protein of 197 amino acids.
CAAACCGAAGCCGAACCGCGAGCAGGAUGGGCUCCAGCAGCUCCGACAUGAGCCACAUCCCAGACGCCCAGGAGCUCAUGCAGGAAACCGGCUUUUCUGCCGCCCACCUCGCCCGGCUGCACGAGAGGUUUGAGUUUCUGGACAAAGACGACAGAGGAGAGCUCAGCCCGGAGGACUUCAGCACAGUUUCGGAGUUGGCCAUGAACCCCAUCGGAGACAGAAUCAUCGCUGCUUUUUUCUCUCCGGGACAACAAGCGGUGGACUUUCCCUCCUUCGUCCGGAUUCUGGCUCAUUUCCGUCCGACCGACGCAAACCGAAGCAGGAAUGGAAGGAAUGGAGCGCAGCAAGAGCCGGCAAACAGCAGGACCAACAGACUCAAAUUCGUCUUCCAGCUGUACGACCAGGACAGAGACGGAAAGAUUUCCAGAGAGGACCUUCUUGAGGUGCUGAGGGCGAUGCUGGAGAUGCAGGUGGAGGAGGAGCAGCUGCAGAGCAUCGCUGAACGAGCCAUUCAGGAGGCCGACCUGGACCAGGACGACGCCAUCUCCUUCGACGAGUUCAGAAAGUCACUGGAGAAGGUGAACAUCGAGCACAAGAUGAGCAUUCGCUUCCUGGAGUAAAGAUGCAGACCUGCUGAGACGAUAUUAAUCUGAAAUGUGGAGAUGAAACAGGAGGUGGAACGCGAUUGGUGGGGUUUAAAAUCCUGGUCAUGAGGUGAAUCUGGACCACCAAAGAAAGUUGAGAUGAGUUAAGUUACUGCUGCGGACUUCCCAGUACCAAACGCACACUGUGUAUUUACAUGGCCGACAGACAAAAGUGUAAAGUAAACAUCAGGAUCGCCCCCUGGUGGCUGGAGGCAGUAUAAGGUCAGGAUGAAUCAAUAUGACCAGAGCUUCAGACAGAAACAUCGAACAUCAGUUCCACCUCAAGACAACUCCGUCUAUAAAUCUGGAGUCCCAAAGGUUGUGUCAGUCUGUCCUACAGAUGUCUGUUCAGAUCCAAACCAGUUUGAAACCAGUUCCAAACCAAUCAGAAACCAGUUCCAGUCGUCUACAAUGCAGGUAAACGCUGCAUAUCAUGUGUCAUGACGACAGCGUGGAAUACGAUUUUAUUUACUGACCAAUAGGCACAAGGUUUAACUUUUGUAUGACUCUGAGAUAAACUCUGUUUCAGAAGAUUACAGUAAAGACCCCACAGAGUUCCCCAUUAUUGUCCCUCUGUGGGAAACAUCAGACUGAUUUAUUUCAUUUCUUUAAAUGUCUAAAACAACAAUAAUAAAAAGUAAACAGCUAUUCGUUCAAACUGAACACUAAGUUGUGAUAAUUCUGUUGGAUUUUAUGCAUAAUAAACAUUAUUCUAUAUCAAACAUGUAUGUUCAUGCAUACUUUUGUAGGGUUCCCUCUAGCUUUAAAUGAAUUCAACUAUGUCCCUGCUACCGUUCUUCUGUUAAACAACACGAUGUGAUUGAUUUAUUUUAAUUCUUUUUAAAAAAGACUUUUCUGUUGAUUGUAAAAUGCUGUUGCACUGUUUUUCCUUUUUUUUAAAUGCUGUAUACUACAAUAAAUUUACCAACAACAA